Cladophialophora yegresii CBS 114405 is the source of this 1479-nucleotide messenger RNA. RefSeq lists its product as uncharacterized. Gene Ontology annotation, cellular component: endoplasmic reticulum membrane. Lineage: Eukaryota; Fungi; Ascomycota; Eurotiomycetes; Chaetothyriales; Herpotrichiellaceae. Gene Ontology annotation, molecular function: diacylglycerol O-acyltransferase activity. Gene Ontology annotation, biological process: triglyceride biosynthetic process. Bases 1 to 1479 code for a protein of 492 amino acids. The transcript has 2 exons. The record is from RefSeq and is a predicted model, not a curated record.
AUGGCGUCGACCGCAAUCGAGGGCCAGGGACAAUUGAACUCGGAGCCUUCGCAGCCAGAGGAACGUGCUGAGCAUGAUCUACCACCGAAGUCCUACGCUGAAGCAGCAAAACCCGAGACGGACGGCCUAAACGGGGACGCUGUCGAACGAGAGCCUAAUCCGAAGCACAAGAGCGCGGUCAACGGCUUUGCCCCUCGGCCACUGCUUAAUGGUCACAAGGAUAGACAACCACUGGACGAGGACAGAACAAUCUAUGAGAAGCACGUCAACCAAAAUGGGGAGAUUUUGACGAGUAUCAAGCCGAGUGAAAAUUAUGAGGAGAGUUUGAAACACAAUGGAGAAACCGCACCUCGAGAGAAGAAAGCCACCAGGCCAGCCAAACGGCAGGACCGGACACGGGACGAGCUCGCGAGCGGCAGACAAGCUGGAGCGGGCUGGGAGAAAUCAGCGAUCCGGUGGGCACCCCUCAACGUGCCUUUGCAACGCAGAAUACAGACUCUAGCUGUCUUAUGGCAUACCACGAGCAUCCCGCUCCUGCUGUCCUUCUUUUUCCUCUUAUGCAGCAUCCCUCUUACUUGGCCUCUUCUCAUCCCAUACCUCAUCUACAUCCUCCUCAUCAGCGAGGCAGCCACUGAUGGCACGCUCAAACGGAGAUCACAAUGGCUGCGUGGUUCGAAAUUCUGGUCUGCGUUCGCUUCCUAUUUCCCUGCUCGACUCCACCGCACUGUCGAACUAGAACCGACCAGGAAAUACAUCUUCGGAUAUCAUCCCCACGGGAUUAUUUCACACGGAGCAUUCGCCGCGUUUGCGACCGAGGCCCUAGGCUUCUCUGAGUUGUAUCCGGGAAUCACGAAUACUCUGUUGACGCUGGAUGCAAAUUUCCGGGUGCCUCUGUACCGGGACUACGCGUUGGCUCUGGGUCUGGCAUCUGUAUCGCGCGAGUCGAUUGAAAACAUCCUGUCUAAAGGCGGUCGCAACGGCGAGGGGAUGGGCCGGGCAGUGACAAUUGUCAUUGGCGGGGCACGAGAAUCCCUUGACGCACAGCCGCACUCUCUCCGGCUUGUGCUGAAGAGCAGGAAGGGGUUUGUCAAGUUAGCCAUCCGCACAGGCGCCGAUUUGGUUCCCGUCCUUGCGUUCGGUGAGAACGAACUGUACGACCAAGUUGACAGUGUCGAACAUCCUUGGAUCCACAAGUUCCAGAUGCUCGUAAAGAAGGCAAUGGGUUUUACAAUCCCACUCUUCCACGCCAGAGGCAUAUUCAACUACGACGUCGGGCUAUUGCCGUACCGACGAGCGAUCAACAUUGUGGUCGGCCGGCCGAUCAAGGUCGUGCAGCAGGGUGGAAAGGAUGGCAAGGUUGAUGAGAAGUACUUGGAUCAAGUACAUCAGGAGUAUGUGGACGAGCUGGUUAGGUUGUGGGACGGCUACAAAGACACUUUUGCAAAGGACCGGGAAGGUGAGUUGGAGAUCGUAGAGUAG